CAACUCUCCUCCAUGUUCAUUCACACACGCGCAAGUGAAGCAACCAUAUCGACAGCGCAUUUCCAAUACUCGAACCUAGAUCAUCUGCAUCUCGGAUUGGGACGGUAAACACACCUCCUAUUCCAAGCAUCACAGCCACAGAAAUGUCAUCAUCGCUCAAACGCAAAGGAUCACCCACGAUCGACGCAUCAGAGGAAUCUUCGAAACGACGAUUCGCAGAAGCCACCGAAGGCGCCAAAUCCGACAACGACAAUGCUACGGAAUCGCAGAAGGAACCGCAGAGCACCGACCUUGAAGCGGACGAAACGAUCUCGACAGCGGGUUCAUCGACAGCAGCAACCACCACCACAGCAGAUCCCGUGACCGACCGAUUAGCACGAUUCGCCGCCCUGCGCGCGCGCAAUCAAGCCUCCCGGAAAUCCAACCUCCACGAAACCAAACACGAAGCGAAACGCGCCAGCACCGACCUCAGUCAACUCUCAUCACUAAACCGCAAGAAAGAGAUCGCCGCGCACAAGCUCCUCAAAGCAGAGAUCGAAGACGGCGGCGAGGACUUCGAGCGGAAACGCGCCUGGGACUGGACGAUCGAGGAGAGCGAACGGUGGGACGCGCGGAAAGCCGAAAAGGCCAACAACCGCGACAAGAACGCCUUCGCGGACUGGAGCCAGGAGGCGGAGAAGAUCUACUCGCGCCAGGUCGGCUCCCUGGAGAAGAACGGCGGGAUGGACGAGCGGCGGUCGGCCUACGAGGCGGAGAAAUCCGCGGCGAUCAAGCGCGCCGUGCAGAGCGGGGGGCUGGAGCUCGUGGAGACGAAGAACGGCGAGCUGAUCGCGGUGGACCGCGACGGCACGUUCUACAGCACGGCGGAUCAACAGACGACCUUCGCGGGCAACAGCAGCAAACCCUCCCGGGCGGCGGUGGACCGUCUGGUCGACGACAUCAAGAAGGCGGAGGAGGUCCGGCUGAAGAAGAGGCGGGACCGGGGCCGGGCGGACGACAACGGAGGCGACAUCACCUUCAUCAACGAGAAGAACAAGCAGUUCAAUUUGAAGUUGGCCAGGUUCUAUAACAAGUAUACGGCGGAUAUCCGGGAGAGCUUCGAGAGGGGCACGGCGAUAUGAGGGAUGGUGGCGUUGUUUUUUCUUUUCUUUUUUUCCGCCGGAAAUCGAACCUUGUCGUGAGAAACAUUAUGGCGUUCCUCUUUGGGUUGUGUGUUAUCAUUCGAGAAGACGGCGCACGAGCGAUUGACGAGAUUUCGUCAUCAUUAAUUCCAGUGAAGGUUGAAUGACUCGUUGGUCUUUGCACGCUGAAGAUGGAACUACCUGAUGAUGCAGAUGUAUUUGGGCCGGCCUUACUCAGACUGCUACCAGGGUCUUAUUGUCCUGUCUACUGCGAACAUCUCGUUAUCCAGAGGAGGAGGAGGAGUCGCAGUGAGAGAUGCUACUCUUCAUUCGCCCAUCCAUACGGAUGUUGAUGUUGCCCUCGGCAUUCGACCGAUGCCGCACGUGUUUUUGAUCCGUUCAGUUCCCCGAAAAUUGCUAUACAUACCAAACUGUCUCACAUCUAGGAUUCCAUGCGGUGUAAGCUGGGCCGGA
Dissoconium aciculare CBS 342.82 is the source of this 1595-nucleotide messenger RNA. Its product is annotated as SYF2-domain-containing protein. The record is from RefSeq and is a predicted model, not a curated record. Gene Ontology annotation, cellular component: catalytic step 2 spliceosome; Prp19 complex; post-mRNA release spliceosomal complex. Bases 144 to 1121 code for a protein of 325 amino acids. Lineage: Eukaryota; Fungi; Ascomycota; Dothideomycetes; Mycosphaerellales; Dissoconiaceae. The transcript has a single exon.